ACUUGCUGAGCGGCCGGAGUCCGUGGUGCCACCAGCAGCAUGAGCGCCUCCACUUCCACCCCCAUCUUCGCGCCUGGCGAGAACUGCAGCCCCGCGUGGCGAGUGGCACCUGCAGCCUACGAUGCGGACGACACGCACCUGCAUAUCCUGGGCAAGCCGGUGAUGGAGCGCUGGGAGACCCCCUACAUGCACUCUCUGGCGGCCGCAGCCACCUCCAGAGGGGGCCGUGUACUGGAGGUGGGCUUCGGCAUGGCCAUCGCCGCCUCCAAGGUGCAGGAAGCCGCCAUCGACGAGCACUGGAUCAUCGAGUGCAACGACGGAGUGUUCGAGCGACUCCAGGCCUGGGCUCGUGCCCAGCCACACAAGGUGGUGGCCCUGAAAGGUCUAUGGGAGGAGGUGGCACCCACCCUUCCGGAUGGUCACUUUGAUGGGAUCCUGUAUGACACGUACCCGCUGUCUGAGGAGACGUGGCACACACACCAGUUCAACUUUAUCCAGGCCCACGCCUUCCGCCUGCUAAAGCCAGGGGGCGUCCUCACCUACUGCAACCUCACAUCCUGGGGAGAGCUAAUGAAGACCAAGUACUCGGACAUCACCACCAUGUUUGAGGAAACGCAGGUGCCAGGGCUGCUGCAGGCUGGCUUCCAGCGGGAGCACAUUUGCACAAAGGUUCUGGAGCUGACGCCCCCCGCCGACUGCCGAUACUACUCCUGCCCACAGAUGAUCACGCCGCUGGUCACCAAGCACUGAGGGGGGCCUGCUGCACUGUCUCCCCCACCCCAGUCCCUCUCCCCGGCCCAGCCCUGGGGAGGGAAUAAAGGCCAGCGUGGGCCUGGGCGAUUA
Suncus etruscus (white-toothed pygmy shrew) is the source of this 843-nucleotide messenger RNA. RefSeq names its product guanidinoacetate N-methyltransferase (gene GAMT). Gene Ontology annotation, molecular function: guanidinoacetate N-methyltransferase activity. Gene Ontology annotation, biological process: creatine biosynthetic process. The record is from RefSeq and is a predicted model, not a curated record. The coding region runs from base 40 to 750 and encodes 236 amino acids. The transcript is spliced from 6 exons. NCBI's taxonomy places the organism in Eukaryota, Metazoa, Chordata, Mammalia, Eulipotyphla, Soricidae. Gene Ontology annotation, cellular component: nucleus; cytoplasm.